Messenger RNA from Punctularia strigosozonata HHB-11173 SS5, 1090 nucleotides. RefSeq names its product alpha/beta-hydrolase. Bases 37 to 981 code for a protein of 314 amino acids. The transcript is spliced from 3 exons. The record is from RefSeq and is a predicted model, not a curated record. Lineage: Eukaryota; Fungi; Basidiomycota; Agaricomycetes; Corticiales; Punctulariaceae.
GUCAGGCAACUCAGAAACUCACAGUCACCGAUCAUCAUGGACGCCAUCAGGAGCCAAACCCAAGAGCAAUGCGAAAGCAUCUCUGACGUCUUGCCUAUCACUAUCCAAGCGCUUCUACCGUCUGUCUUGGCAGCGAAAGGCACGAUCACAAGUGUCGAGCGCAAGACGUUCAAGUACGGGUCCACCGAUCGCCACCAGCUCGAUGUCUAUUACCCUCCGUCUGGUUCGGCCGAGCCGAGCCCAGUCCUCUUUUGGGCCUACGGCGGCGGUUUCGUUCACGGAGACAGGAUCCUUGAGCCGAGUCAAGGCCUCGUCUACGCCACCGUCGGCUCAUUCUUCGCUCGCAAGGGCCUCGUCGUCGUCAUCCCCGACUACCGUCUCGCGCCGGAGGCCAAAUUUCCCGCCCAGUCCGAGGACAUCCGCGAUGCGAUACUCUGGGUCAUCAAGAACGCUGCCUCGCUGAACACGGGCAACGUCACUCUCGACGUGGACCGCAUCGUGGCGUCGGGACACUCGGCGGGCGCGAUCAACGUCGCGACGCUGUACUUGCAUCCGGAACUCCUCGCCGGCACCGACAUCCUUGCGCGCACCAAGGCCCUGGUCUUGGAGGCAGGAACGUAUGCAUUCGAGAUCCCGGGCUUGCGCUCUGCGCUGCCUACGGAUAUCAUGGAGCAGUACUAUGGGACCGCUGACACCUACGAGACGCACGUCCCCCUGGGGUUGCUGAAGGCAUUACCGGCCGACAAGGUGAAGGCACUCCCCCCGGUGCUGAUCGUCGACGCAGAGAAGGAACCGACGUUCGUCGUCAAGAGCGAGGACCUGUUUAAGCAAGAAUUGGAGAGGAUCGAUAGCGGUCGGAAGGUGGACAGGAUCGUGGCGAAAGGUCAUAACCAUAUCAGCGUCAACUGGGUGUUGGGCACCGGUGACGGCGAAGAAUGGGCGGAGGAGGUUAUCCAAUGGCUGCGCAAAGUCUUCGCCUGAUAUGUUUGCACGCCUAAGAAUGCGAAGGGAACUGGAUUGUACUCGUGUGCUCGUACCGGUGUCGAGUCACUGUAGGCUACAAGAGGUGUAUAUGUUCGAUGCGGAUCGG